AUGACGGUCAAUGAAAAGAGAAAAGAUGGUGGAUCUGAGAAAGACUCAACCACUAAUGACAGCUCUGUAGAACUGGAAACACCAGAGGAGCUCAGCAGAUCUACCAAAUCCUCUCAGAGCAGCAGUAGCCCUAACGUGAAAACCACCAAAAGUGGCAUCUUCUUAGAGGAACCUGACCAGUCUGGCGAGGAACCAUCUGCCACAGUACCCCUUUCAUUAGAGUCCUUUACUUUCCAUCUGAAACUGGGAGCAGGAAGCUUUGGUCAAGUCUACUUGGCAAGAGAUAUCAUCCGCCAAGAAUGUGUUGCCAUCAAAGUUUCAAAUAAACGGGAUUUAACGGAGAGUGGAUACAGUUUGGUAGAGCGCCAUGUCUUAAAACUAUCCCAUGAAAGUCCAUACCUGAUUCACGGCCUGGCUGCCUUUCACACCCUAAACUUUGUCUAUUACGUCAUGGAAUUGGCCACCAGAGGAGACCUGUUUGUUUUUAUGAGAAAGAUCUUUCCUCUUGAUACUGCCACAAUACGAUUCAUCUUGGCAGAAGUGGUCUGUGGCACAGAGUUCCUGCACAACAAAGACAUUCUACACAGGGACCUAAAGCCACUAAACAUCCUUCUGACAGUAGACGGCCAUGUCAAAAUAACAGACUUUGGCAUGGCAGCAAUGGGUGUGCAUCAGGGUCCCUCAAAGAGGAGCAUAGGUACACCAGGAUUCGCAGCCCCAGAACUGGUGAACGGCAACUCACAUGGACAAGGGGUAGACUAUUUUGCAAUUGGCGUGAUUCUGUGCAAACUGUACACAAGAAGGGGUCCUUUUCCUGGAAAACAUCCAAUAGAAAUUGAGCAUUCUGUCCUCAACUGUCCUCCAGUCUACCGAAAUUCGUCUCUGACUCCUGAAGCAGACAACCUCUUACAAGGGCUGCUGUGUAAAAAUCAGUUCCAGCGGCUAGGAGUGAAGGGAGACAUAAAAAAACAUCCAUUUUUUGCAGACAUCAACUGGGAAGAUGUGGAAGCCAGGAGAAUGGUACCACCAGCGAACGUGAUGGCAGCUCCUAUUGACCUAAAUAUUAACCAAACUCUGGAAUAUGCUGAAAUGCCAAACAUAAUAAGAUCUAAACACCAGAAGAUCUUCAACCAAUUCAGCUUUGUGUGUCCAGAGUGGUCAAGACAAUAUCAUCCUGUCAUCAUGCAGAACCAAACUUGGAUGGACAAAGUAUUAGCUAUGAGUCCAUUCAGAAAGAAAUAA
Molecule: messenger RNA, 1242 nt
Organism: Bufo bufo (common toad)
Lineage: Eukaryota; Metazoa; Chordata; Amphibia; Anura; Bufonidae
Product: protein kinase C theta type-like
Exons: 1
Coding region: 1-1242 (413 amino acids)
Biological process (GO): protein phosphorylation
Molecular function (GO): protein serine/threonine kinase activity; ATP binding
Source: RefSeq, a predicted model, not a curated record